UUUUCUGCGUGCCACCCAUUUUCGCGCCCGACACGCUUAUUUUCCUAAACGGGCCUAGCGCGCAUUUUGGCCAACCAACAACGCCCCAGCCCGCCUUGUUGUGUUAGGUGAUCCCGGAUCACGUCUCGCACGCGCCGAAAACUACUUAACCACAACACCCCCGCCAGAGCUCAGUGACCACGAAACUUCUCAAUUCUUCCGCAACCCAUCUUACUUGACAACUCUUCCGACACUUCGCUUCGGCACUUUUAAAACUCUUAACUCCCUUUUUUCUCCCAACUUCACAAACCUUCAAAAUGACUGGUGGCAAAUCUGGUGGCAAGGCCUCUGGCGCCAAGAACGCUCAGUCCCGUUCUUCUAAGGCUGGUCUCGCCUUCCCCGUUGGUCGUGUCCACCGUCUUCUCCGCAAGGGCAACUACGCUCAGCGCAUUGGUGCCGGUGCUCCCGUCUACCUCGCUGCCGUCCUUGAGUACCUCGCUGCCGAAAUUCUCGAGCUUGCUGGUAACGCUGCCCGUGACAACAAGAAGACCCGUAUCAUUCCCCGUCACCUUCAGCUUGCCAUCCGCAACGAUGAGGAACUGAACAAGCUGUUGGGCGAUGUCACGAUCGCCCAGGGUGGUGUUCUCCCCAACAUCCACCAAAAUCUUCUGCCCAAGAAGACUGGCGGCAAGGGUGGCAAGAACGCUAGCCAGGAGCUGUAAAUGCAUAGUUUUGGUUUUGCUUUCUCGCAAUGGUUUGGGUGCAAUGUCAGGGGUCACGGUCCAGGGUUCACGGUUGCUUUGUUUUAAUGCGGUCAGGGUUGUACAAUAAUCCCCACGGCUACGGUCAUGAAUGAAAUCGAACUUUCAAAAACAAUUUAAUAUUAGUUGUCCUAUCCGUGAAGCAUUUUGUGAUAUUUCCAAGUCCUUGCAUAUCCAAUACUAUUUGAUACUCUUUUCCAUUAUCAAAUCUAGUUGAAGAUGUAAGAUAUCGUCGUUUUCGUCAACUUUGUAAAUCCAAUCGUCGUCGAAUUGACAUGUAUGAACCAAUUCACCUUCUACGUGAAAUGCCGCAGUCCAAGAAAUGGCCA
Molecule: messenger RNA, 1069 nt
Organism: [Torrubiella] hemipterigena
Lineage: Eukaryota; Fungi; Ascomycota; Sordariomycetes; Hypocreales; Clavicipitaceae
Source: the annotation of a GenBank genome assembly